Messenger RNA from Cladocopium goreaui, 2602 nucleotides. The record is from the annotation of a GenBank genome assembly. NCBI's taxonomy places the organism in Eukaryota, Dinophyceae, Suessiales, Symbiodiniaceae.
AUCUCCUCCGGACCGGCUUCACUUGUGCCAUGGCUAGCUACCCAGGUAAGCCGUAAGCCCAAGGUGCUGAAUGCCAAAGGAGACUUUGAGGCGCCGUGAGCAGAAGGCCGCAGCUUUUGCAGUUCGGUCAGGUAGAGCCGAGCGUCGACCGAUCGAGCCCAACGAAGCUCAGGCGUUCUUUCGUGCCAUCGACGCACGGGACGCUGCUGGUUUCGGGAUCCGCAAGCUGUCCGUUUUGGAUGUUGAUGGUCUUCAUGAGGCCCCGGAAUGCAUCGCCUGGGAAGAUCGCAUCACGCUCCUCUACUACGCUGCGUGGCGAAAACGUGAUCAUUUUGUCAAUGCUUUGCUCAAAGCCAGAGCAAACCCAUCAGUGAGAGACGACGGUCUCGGGCAAUCUCCGGCCCAAAGCGAGACAGCUAUGAACAUUGUAGACGGUCUCCGAAUGGAAUCUGCUGUCUGGUUCUGCCACGCACUAGUGCAGUUGCGCUUCAGGGGAAAGCGCUUGAGGGAAACAGAUGCCCAGUGCGAGGACUGUGCGAUGCUUCAGAGUGAGCGAAGUUCCAAGGGUCUGGUGCCUUCACUGGCUUGGCCUUGCGGCCAUCGCUGUUGCGAGGCUUGCCUCUGGGAACGAAUUGCCGACCUUGCCAGCUCCAAGGGUGUCUCCACCGCUGCAGAACUUCUGUGUCCCAAGUGCCAAGUGUCACCUUGUCAAGAAGCAGAAGGUGUCCAGCCCCCUCCUGAGCAGACCAAGAAGCAGGAUUGGCAAUGUGGCAGCUGUGGGUACUCCAACUUUGCUCGGCGCGAUACGUGCCGGAAUUGCCAAGUGCCACAGCAUACAUCCCCACAAAUAGAUGAUGUGUCCAAUUUGAAGCCGAAAGAGGAGGAAGGCUCUCUUCUGCGGCAAUGGCAAGUGCUUAGUGCUGAAGAGAGGAGGAAGGUGUCAAUGGAGCGGUUUUUAGACCUCCCUGAAAGCGCUGCACCAGUGGAUGGUAGCGGUAGCGGUAGCAGCGGUAGCGGCAAAACUUCGAGGUUCCGGGCACAAGAUCCCCGAGCCGCAGCUUCUGUGAGAUUGGGGGACACCCAGCAGGACAGGACAGCAGAACUUCACAAGGCAAGCUCCCGCUGCGAUGUAAUGCGCAUAAUGGCAUUGCUGGAGGCAGGAGUGAACGUGGAUGCUACCAACGAGUAUGGCCAAACAGCUGUUUUCCUGGCUGCUUACCACAAUGCUAGUGAGGCCAUCAAGCUGCUUGCCUGGGCUGGAGCAGAUGUGGAUCGCCGGGCCAAUGGGGGAGCAAGCCCUUGGACGUAUGCUGCAAGUAAUGACUGCAAAGGUGCUGUGAAGGAGCUAUCGGAGGCGGGGGCUAUGCCAUCGACCACCAUCUCUAAGCAGCUGGCGGCUCCGGCUUCCAAGAGCGCCCCAGAAUUAACCUGGCUCAUACCUGUGGACUCGGAUCUUGCUGGGGCUGGCAGCUCUUUGUUGGAUGGUGGCUUCGAGGAGCCUUUUCUCCACCAACUGGAGAACCUCUUCAAAUCCUUGCCGGUGGCACCCAACACCAAAUCCUGCUCAUCAGAUCGUAGCUACUACUGUGAUUCUGAAGGUUGGGUGCGACAGGCAUUUGAAGCAGCUCUUGAAGGAAUCCAGGAAUUGGGAGUGGGACAUGUGACCAUGCCACACAUGCGCUUUCUACACUACUCGCAAAUCGGUGGAGGCCUUCCAGCACAUGUCGAUUUGGCUCGGACUGAUGAGUUGGGGAGACGAUCAACACACACCUUCAUCCUCUACUUGUGGAACGCAUCUCCCGAAGCUGAGACAUCUGAAGCUCGAAAUGCUGGUGGUGAGACUGUUCUUCUGAAUCGCAUGGAAGAUAGUGCUGCCGCCACAGUGGUGGCAGUGGAGCCAUGCAGGGGGAGGCUGCUUCUUUUUCCGCACAUGUGUCCCCAUUUGGCACGGCCCAUUGCAAGUCCAAAGCUCCUGCUUCGUGGUGAAAUGCGUCUGGAACUAUCGACCUCGCAGCGCUGCGAGGGCUACCAACAGUUAUGACAAAGCUUUGCAGCAAUGUCAGUCUUUGGUCCCACAUCUACCUCAACCUGCUGGAAUCUGGCUGCAGUGGUCAGGGAUUGCUGCACACUCCUGCUUGAGAUGAUAUGGACAAGAAGGAAUGCAACCAGGCUUUGCGCGGUCUGGUUCAGAAGCAUCCCGUUGAUUUUCCGAAGAGUGGACACGUAGCUCAACAGAACUUCCACCAUGGGACAAUAUUCUUUGGACCGGGAGAGCGUUUUCUUCAACUACGGAGUUCAUUGGGGUGAUGUUCUUCCGGGCAGUGGGUGCGACUGUCAAGAAGGGAACGGAGCCAUGGGUCAAUGCAACGGCCUUGGCUGUCUGGAUCUACACAGCUUCCUGCUGUUUCCAAAAAACAAUGACUCCACACUCUGGGAGUUUGUGAGUGGCGAUUACACCAGGAGAUCUCACGAGAUCUCUGCGCGACAUCAAAUUAAAGAUGUAGUCCAUGGAAACCAACAGGUUUGAAGGCAGGACAGAGGCCUGAAAAGAGGCCUAUUUGUGGCUGGAUUCAAAAUUUCUGUUCCAGCUGUGAGAAAAGAA